Blepharisma stoltei is the source of this 1546-nucleotide messenger RNA. Lineage: Eukaryota; Ciliophora; Heterotrichea; Heterotrichida; Blepharismidae. The record is from the annotation of a GenBank genome assembly.
AUGGAGAUUGUUAAAAGAGCUCACAAGUUUUUAAACCAAGACGCUGUAUAUUGUACAGGAAGGAGGAUGACCUAUAACCAUCUUCAUAAGCAUUCAAAUGAAGUGAGUGAAAGGAUCCUGAAUUCCAGGCUUGAUCUGAGUUCUGAAAGAAUUUCAUUUUUAAUCCCACAAGCAUAUGAAUAUAUCGCUUGCCAAUGGGGAAUCUGGAAAUCGGGUGGAGUAGCUGUCCCUCUUUGUCCUCAGCAUUCUUUGCAGGAAAUGGAAUAUAUGAUAACCCAAUCCAGGUCAUCUCUUAUCUUAUGCCAUAACCAGUACCUACCAAAAUUGCAGCCAGUGGGUGAAAAACUCAAUAUACAAAUUCUUCCCAUUAGCAAUUUUUCUGAAAUAAUCAGUAGCUCAUUUAAUGACUCUUAUCGGGUUAUGCGCAAAGAUAGGCCAGCAAUGAUAGUCUAUACUUCUGGGACUACAGGAAAACCAAAAGGGGUUGUUCAUACCCAUGAGAGUAUUGAAGCACAAGUGCAAGCUUUAGUCACUUCAUGGGAAUGGACUUCUAGAGACCAUAUUCUAGAAACUUUACCUUUGCAUCAUGUUCAUGGGAUCGUUAAUAUAUUAUGCUGCGCUCUUUAUUCAGGCGCUAAAAUUACGAUGCAUCCAAAAUUUGAUGCUAAGCAGGUAUGAAGCGAAUUUUUGAAAAAUGAUGAUUUAAAUGUUUUUAUGGCAGUUCCUACAAUUUAUUCAAAACUUCUUAACGAAUGGGAGAAUUUUGAUGAUACAGCAAAAGCGCAGCUGAGAAAUUCUUUAAAGAAAUUUAGAUUAAUGGUCUCUGGGUCUAUGGCACUUACAGAUUUCGUAUUUAAUCAAUGGAAGAAUAUAACUGGGCACACUUUACUAUACAGAAAAAAAUUAAAUAAAAAAAAAAAGUCCCAUUAUUUUUAAUUUUUUGCAUUCAAACUAAAAAAAUAUAGAAAGGUAUGGAAUGAGCGAAACAGGAAUGAUUUUAUCAAACCCUCUUAAUGGCCUACGCAGACCAGGAUGGGUUGGAAAACCACUUCCAGGUGUUGAAGUAAAAACAACAGAUGGCGAGCUCUUAGUCAGAGGCCCUGCAAUUUUUAAAGAAUAUUUCGACAAUCCUAAAGCCACUUCAGAAUCUUUUGACAGCGAAAAAUACUUUAAAACUGGUGACAUUGUAGAAAUUGACACUGAGACCCAAUACUAUAAAAUCCUAGGCCGAGCAAGUGCUGAUAUCAUAAAAUCAGGAGGCUUCAAAAUUUCAGCUCUUGAUAUAGAAAGAGAACUAAUGGAGCAUCCUAAUAUUGCAGAAGUCUCAAUAGUGGGAGUUCCUGAUGAAGAAUAUGGCCAAAUUAUAGGAAUGAUUUAUAAAAGCAAAAAUAACGUGGAAUUUAAACUUGAAGAGCUGCAAAAAUGGUGCAGAGAAAGACUAGCUCCAUAUAAACUGCCUAGAGUUCUUAUAAAAGUCAAUGAAAUUCCAAGAAACCAAAUGGGGAAAAUCAAUAAAAAAGAGCUUUUGCAUUUGUUUAAGAAGUAA